GUGACGGCCGAAGCCGAAGCCGUUGCUGCCUGCCGUCUAUGGUGGUAGCACUUCACUACUUCAGGAACACGUGCUCCAUAGAUUGCCAGGCAAGACGUAUAUCCUUGCUUGUUCGCGACUAAAAAGUUACAGCAACCAGUGCUAGCGGACGAGUAGCAUAAGGAGCAAGAACGAUGGGUAACGUCUUCGCUUCAAGUCCUUUAUCUCCACCGACAGCCAUGGCCCCGGCCCCUCCACCGUCGGUACCAGAGCCACCGGACCAGCGCGAACUGCCACUUCAAGAUGAUGGUGAGAUGCAGAACCCUGGUACUCUAGAAGACCUUCAUAAGAAGUGCAAAGACAUAUUUCCGGCAAACUUCGAAGGAGGUCGCUUGAUGGUGAAUAAGGGUCUCAGCAACCAUUUCCAGAUCAGCCAUACCCUGAACAUGAGUUCUAUAACGCCCUCCGGGUACAGAUUUGGAGCCACGUAUGUGGGCACGCAGCAGUUUGGUCCGGCCGAGUCGUACCCGGUUCUGCUUGGUGACAUUGAUCCUAGCGGCAACCUGAAUGCGAACAUUAUUCAUCAAUUUACUCCUCGCAUUCGCACCAAAAUAGCGGCGCAGGUCCAGGACAACCGAUACGUUGCAACGCAGCUGACUGCCGACUACCGGGGUCCAUCGUACACCGCGUCGGGCACGCUAGGCAAUAUUGAUAUCCUGAACAACUCGGGAGUCAUUGUGGCGCACUACCUGCAGAAUGUGCUUCCAAACGUGGCCCUCGGCGCUGAGUUAGCCUACCAGUAUGGACCUCAAGUGCCGGGCGGCGAAAUCGCCGUCCUCUCGAUGGCGGGACGCUACACUGGCUCCAACUACGUGGUCAGCGGCACCUUGGGCAUGGCAGGGGCACAUUGCUGCUACUAUCACCGCGGUAGCGAGACGACGCAAGUGGGUGUCGAAGUGGAGACGAACUUCAGGGUGGGGGAAAGCGUUGCCUCCAUUGGCUACCAAGUGGACUUGCCCAAGGCGAACCUUGUUUUUCGCGGUAUGGUCGACAGCAACUGGACCGUGGGUGCCGUCCUUGAGAAGAAGCUGCAGCCACUGCCCUUCACCUUUGCCCUAAGUGGCAUGCUUAACCAUGCGAAGAACCAGAGCAGAUUUGGCUGCGCACUUAUCAUCGGUUAGCACACUUUUUAGUGCUUUGCGUGCACCUUCGGGUGUAUUUAGCAGCAGAGGAAUGGCAUGUAUUUUUUGAGCAGCUUUUUAGGAUGGCAGAUCUGUGAAGGCAAUGCCUUGAUGCAAUUUCACAGUGGUCCUAGCAGAGCUGCCCGAGGGUAUGCAGGUCGUUAUUACAGGAGUAGUUACUUCCUCAUAUUCAUUGUUCGAUCCAUACCAGCCCAUUCUUCGCCGGCCCAUGGAUGUGUACAUAGGCAUUAAGCUUCUCUGCCAUUUGGACAAUUGUAUUUUUUAAUGUGCUUUUUUUUUUUUGCACUAGUGGUCCAUAGCUGUAGGUCAUUAAUUAAUUUCAUCUAGGUGCUAUUUUAUUUCGUUUUCUUGAGACAUGCAGAUUAUGGUGUUUCAGUCAAACUGCGGCACGGCUGAAACAAAAAAAAAACACUAUGGCUAGUAUACAAGAUGAAAGCUUUUUGCAACGUUUAUUUGUAGUAUAGAAUUUGCAGCAUUUCUGCUGUUGGCGUAGACUCCAUCUGAAAAGGAAAAAUGCAGUGAAUGAAUAGUUUCCAAGUGUUGAGUAUGAUACGAAUAAAAGUAAUGAACUGUA
Molecule: messenger RNA, 1755 nt
Organism: Dermacentor andersoni
Lineage: Eukaryota; Metazoa; Arthropoda; Arachnida; Ixodida; Ixodidae
Product: mitochondrial import receptor subunit TOM40 homolog 1-like
Biological process (GO): protein import into mitochondrial matrix
Cellular component (GO): mitochondrial outer membrane
Molecular function (GO): transmembrane protein transporter activity
Source: RefSeq, a predicted model, not a curated record